Aspergillus melleus is the source of this 2736-nucleotide messenger RNA. Its product is annotated as DEAD/DEAH box helicase. The record is from RefSeq and is a predicted model, not a curated record. Lineage: Eukaryota; Fungi; Ascomycota; Eurotiomycetes; Eurotiales; Aspergillaceae. Bases 1 to 2736 code for a protein of 911 amino acids. The transcript has a single exon. Gene Ontology annotation, molecular function: 5'-3' DNA helicase activity.
AUGACUCCAGUCUCUUAUCCUAAGACGGAGAAGGGCUCUGCCUCGCGCAAGAGGGAGAAAGCAGAUGCUGAUCCCACUGCAGCGUCGGGGAAGGGGUCUCAACCGCUUUUCACCAAGAUGAGUUCGACCGUCAAGUUCCCGGUCAAAUCCAUCAAGUAUCACGGGUUGGAAGAAGACAUUUCGGUGGCUCGAGAGAUUUCAAUGGAGCCUGCGGUCACUUUGUUUCUGUCUUCAGCAUUCCUGAAGCUCAGACAGGGUGUCUCUACCGACGAGGGGCGAAGUCGCUCUUCCUGGAACAUCACGUUCCACAUUCACAAUAUCACGGUUGUCUCGCUUGGCGUGAAGAAGGAUGAGCUCAUCUACACGUUCAACUCCGCCUUCGAUCUCAAAGGCGAUGCGGAUACUGAAAAACAAGAGGAUCUCCCGAUGCCAUCAAGCUAUCCACUCGCAACAACACACUUGAAAAACCAGGUUGUUGUGAUUACCUUGGGUUUGCCCAACCCUAAGCUGUGGGAAAGGCAAUCCGAAAUUGUUUGCCAGGUUCUUCGCGCUGGUAGAUUGACCAUUUCCGAGGCCUUGCAGGCAUAUAUCACUACCAACCGCGAGGCUAUCAAUAAAGAGGCCGAGGAAGAACACGAAACCCUCGCCAUUUGCGGCUGCCAAGUCAAGGGCGUUGCGGUUGGAGAGCGAAUUCUCUUGGGAAUAUGGCCCAAGGAAGAACGCCCAUUCCGUCUUUAUAGAGGCUGCAACCUAGUGCUCCGCGGUGAGCAGUUCUUCCAAAAGGAAGAUGCCAAGGGCAAUCGCAUUCGUGGUCAGAAGGACGUCUCCGAAGACUUGAUGGCCGAGGUAACCGAGGACUCUCCCAAGGGCUAUCGCAUUCGUGGUCAGAAGGACGUCUCCGAAGACUGGAUGGCCGAGGUAACCGAGGACUCUCCCAAGUGGACGGCCUUGAUCGAUGCCCCCGUGCAUGCGGUCCUCCUAAAUCAAGUGAGCGUCACGCUUGUUGACAAGGUCAAAGAGGACAACGUCAAGGUCCACCCGGUCUCCAACCCCAUUGUGCAGAUGACAAUGCUGACGGCCACAAAAAAGCUCUCUGAGCACUGGGGGGACGAAAGCUUCGACGCAAUAUGCAGAGAGUUUGAGGAUCACGAGGCCAAACUUCCCGACGACCACAAGAAUACCCUCACGCUCUCCUCAAUGUUCCUGCCCUCCGCUCCCCGGGUGAAUACCCACAACCCAUUGGACGCCUCCCUGGAUCUCACCAAACUGGUGCCGCAAAACUGGAAGCUCACCGAGGCGCAGACCAAAGCAGCUACUCAGUUGCUGACGCACACUUUCUCCCUUGUGGUUGGACCUCCCGGAACAGGGAAGACUCAAACGGUUGCCGCAGCCACGAUGCUCAUCACGCAGAUCCUGCACCUGCGUGGGUCGGUAGGAAAGGCCAGAUUGGCCGUCCUAUUGCCGACCCACGCAGCAGCUCACGCGGUGUUGCAGCAAUUGUCCGCGGCGUUUACACGCUAUGAAUACGGAGCCAAAAAAGUCAUACGUCUCCGGAGCAGGGCGGAUUCCCACUCGCGCCUCUUCGCCAACACGACCCAUCCGUACGAUGAUAUCGAGAGAAUGAUCGCUCUUGCCAGGGAGAGCCCUAGGGAGUACAGCCAAUUUCUUAAGGGCAUCGACAGCCUCCGCGCCUCCGGCUGGGUGAAGAACGAGAAGGAAUUCAAUAGGGAGCGGUCCAGGCUCAUGCAAUCCGUGAUGGAGGAAGCUCAGGUUGUGGUGACCCUGCCACUAAACCUCAAAGCGAUGCUUCAGCGAAAGUUUAACCCUCAAUUCGUCAUCUUUGACGAAGCAAGUUUCUUUCGUGACCCGGAGCUCUUUUCUAUCCUGGGCCAGCUGAGGGCCGAUGUCCGUGUGCUCUUCACCGGCGACCCCAAGCAGUUGUCGCCGCCUGUCUUUACUGAUGAAGGAAGGACAGCGUGGGGUAUCUCGGCCUUUGAGCGCAUGUGCGACAAGAAAUACACCCACACGCUCCUUGACAUCUCAUUCCGGUCUCACAAGGUCAUCUACCAGCCAACCUCGGUGGCCUACUACGAGGGCAAGGUCAAGCCAUUCCAUGACAAGCCCCCCAGGAAUGCCAGACUCAACCAGGCGAGCCCCCUUGUGGUCCAAAUUGGGAACCACACCUGGACCAUUCCGGGGGUUUCCCAUUUCCUCCACCUUGAGCACACCCAAGGCGACACGGAAAAAGAUCCCUCGGGAUCUUUGCGCCACCCCCGAGAGGCUGAGCUUGGGGUCACACUGGCCAAACGCCUUCAGGAAUCUGGCGCCCGGGAUAUCCUCAUCAUAUCGCCAUACCGGGCUCAAGUGGCCCAGAUUAAAAAGAUCUGGGACCAGAAAUAUCCCCAAAGCCCGAUCCGCCCCAGGGUCCAGACCGUCGACGCAUCCCCAGGCUCCGAGGCUGACGGAGUUAUUGUGCUAAUCACGCGCAACACCGGCGGCCCCGGGUUCCUCCAAUCUACCAAGAGGACCAACGUGAUGCUGUCGAGGGCCAGAAUGGCCCAGUACAUCGUCGGCAACUGGAACUGGGUUGGGGGCAAGAGCUUCACGAAGGACGCGGGAAAAUGCUAUGCCUACCUUGAGGAGGCCGAGCGUGUCUUGCGCGAGGAGAUUAACAUAGAGUAUGUCGUCUGUCCAUUAGUGGAGGAGGGAACGUUGGGGAGGGACCGGAGCGGGUGA